CACAGCGCAGGCCAAUGGCGACGGUCCUAUAAAAAGGACCUCCGCGCGCUCCUGUUAGGAACUGAGUGGAGGAUUCGCUCGUGGAGUCCUGGUCUAAGCCAAGUGGUCCCAAGUGCGCCAAGGCGUGGAGAUCCAGCGGGAGACGCAGAGUCAGAGCACGCCCGUUUCCCGUCUCGCAGUCGGCACAGGUAGAGCCACGAUCGCAGCGCGGCCAUGGAGCCCAGCAGCAAGAAGGUGACUGGCCGCCUCAUGCUGGCCGUGGGAGGGGCAGUGCUCGGAUCCCUGCAGUUUGGCUACAACACUGGCGUCAUCAAUGCCCCCCAGAAGGUUAUUGAGGAGUUCUACAACCAGACAUGGGUCCACCGCUAUGGAGAAUCCAUCCUGCCCACCACACUCACCACGCUCUGGUCCCUCUCGGUGGCCAUCUUCUCUGUUGGUGGCAUGAUUGGCUCCUUCUCUGUGGGCCUCUUUGUUAAUCGCUUUGGCAGGCGGAACUCCAUGCUGAUGAUGAACCUGUUGGCCUUUGUGUCUGCCGUGCUCAUGGGCUUCUCCAAACUGGGCAAGUCUUUUGAGAUGCUGAUCCUGGGCCGCUUUAUCAUUGGAGUGUACUGUGGCCUGACCACUGGCUUUGUGCCCAUGUAUGUGGGAGAGGUGUCACCUACAGCUCUCCGCGGAGCUCUAGGCACGCUGCACCAGCUGGGCAUCGUCGUUGGCAUCCUCAUUGCCCAGAUUUUCGGCCUGGACUCCAUUAUGGGCAAUGCAAACUUGUGGCCUCUGCUGCUCAGUAUCAUCUUCGUCCCAGCCCUGCUACAGUGUAUCCUGUUGCCCUUCUGCCCUGAGAGCCCCCGCUUCCUGCUCAUCAAUCGUAACGAGGAGAACCGGGCCAAGAGUGUGCUGAAGAAGCUUCGAGGGACAGCCGAUGUGACCCGAGACCUACAGGAGAUGAAAGAAGAGGGUCGGCAGAUGAUGAGGGAGAAGAAGGUCACCAUCCUGGAGCUGUUCCGCUCGGCCGCCUACCGCCAGCCUCUCCUCAUCGCUGUGGUGCUGCAGCUGUCCCAGCAGCUGUCGGGUAUCAAUGCUGUGUUCUAUUACUCGACGAGCAUCUUCGAGAAGGCGGGCGUGCAGCAGCCUGUGUAUGCCACCAUCGGCUCGGGUAUCGUCAACACAGCCUUCACUGUGGUGUCGCUGUUUGUGGUGGAGCGAGCUGGACGGCGGACUCUGCACCUCAUUGGCCUGGCAGGCAUGGCAGGCUGUGCUGUGCUCAUGACCAUCGCACUGGCCCUGCUGGAACGGCUGCCCUGGAUGUCCUAUCUGAGCAUCGUGGCCAUCUUUGGCUUUGUGGCCUUCUUUGAAGUAGGCCCUGGUCCCAUCCCAUGGUUCAUUGUGGCUGAGCUGUUUAGCCAGGGGCCCCGUCCUGCUGCUAUUGCUGUGGCUGGCUUCUCUAACUGGACCUCAAAUUUCAUCGUGGGCAUGUGCUUCCAGUAUGUGGAGCAACUGUGUGGGCCCUAUGUCUUCAUCAUCUUCACGGUGCUCCUGGUGCUGUUCUUCAUCUUCACCUACUUCAAAGUUCCUGAGACCAAAGGCCGCACCUUCGAUGAGAUCGCUUCCGGCUUCCGGCAGGGGGGUGCAAGCCAAAGCGACAAGACACCUGAAGAGCUGUUCCACCCUCUGGGGGCUGACUCCCAAGUGUGAGGAGCCCCAUACCUGGCCCGGCCUGCUCCCAGCAGCCCCAUGGAUCUCUCUGGAGCACAGGCAGCUAGAUGAGACCUCUUCCAAACUGACAGAUCUCAGGCGAGCCGGGCUUGGGCGCCUUUCAUCAGCCAGCAAUGAUGUCCAGAAGAAUAUUCAGGAUGGCUGCAGAAUUUUAAUGAAAGCAAGACUGUUGCUCAAAUCUGUUCAGAUAAGCAACAGGUUUUAUAAUUUUUUUAUUACUGAUUUUUGUUACUUUUUUUUUAUCAGCCACUCUCCUAUCUUCACACCCUUGUCUUCACCUUGAAUGGCUCAGUGCCUGAGGGUGGGGACCAAGCCCUGUCCAGACACAAUGCCUUCUUCGCUAAUCUGUAGGGCUGGACCUAUGACCAAGGACACACUAAUCGAACUAUGAACUACGAGGCUUUACCCCAGGAGGUGGUAGCUGCCACCCCCUUCCGCAGGCCCGGAUCUCCCCAUUAUAGGGGUCGGGCUCCAUUUUAGGAUUCGCCCAUUCCUAACUCUUCCUUCCCAACCACUCAAUUAAUCUUUCCUUGCCUGAGACCAGUUGGAAGCACUGGAGUGCAGGGAGGAGAGGGGAAGGGCUAGCCAGAUUCUAGUCUCUUGUGCACUGAGGGCCAGACAUCACCACGAGAAGGGCCUCGGAGGCUGAGAACUCACCGCUGAAGACAUGGACACUCCUGCCCUGCUGUGUAUAGAUGGAAGAUAUUUAUAUAUUUUUUGGUUGUCAAUAUUAAAUACAGACACUAAGUUAUAGUCUAUCUGGACAAACCCACUUGUAAAUACACCACCAUACUCCUGUAACUUUACCUAAGCAGAUAUAAAUGGCUGGUUUUUAGAAA
This is a messenger RNA of Myodes glareolus (Bank vole), 2552 nucleotides long. RefSeq names its product solute carrier family 2 member 1 (gene Slc2a1). Gene Ontology annotation, biological process: dehydroascorbic acid transport; response to insulin. The record is from RefSeq and is a predicted model, not a curated record. Gene Ontology annotation, cellular component: basolateral plasma membrane; plasma membrane; apical plasma membrane. Gene Ontology annotation, molecular function: D-glucose transmembrane transporter activity. Lineage: Eukaryota; Metazoa; Chordata; Mammalia; Rodentia; Cricetidae.